UCUCCUCUCUUCAUAAUAUCACUCGUUAUCACUCGAUAGACUGGCCCCCACCUGCUCCACCUGUUGUCCACGAUGCGUCUUUAUCUCUCCGGUCUCUCGCGACGAGCCUUCAAACCGUACGUUGCCGAAUUUCUCGGCACCGCCCUCAUCAUCGUGAUCGGCGAUGGUGUCGUGGCUCAAGCCCUGCUCUCCGACUACCAGUAUGGCACCUGGCUCUCUAUCAACCUGGCCUGGGCGGCCGCCGUUUGUCUCUCCGGCUACAUCGCGGACCCUAGUCCUGCCAGCAAUCCCGCCAUCUCCCUCGUCAUGGCCUUCGUCCGCCCGCAGCCCGAUCAGUGGCGGAAGCUGCCCGGCAAGCUGUUGGCCCAAUUCCUGGGCGGUUUCGUGGGCGCGGCCAUAGUCUACAUCAACUACCGGUCGGCCAUCUUGGACUGGGACCCGGAAUAUACGAUCCCGGGGGGUUCGAUUCUGAGCCCGCGGGGUCACCACUCGGCCGGCAUCUUCUCCACCUAUCCCGCCAGCUUCUUCUCCUCCAAUUGGGAGGCGGUCUUCUCGGAAGUCCUCGGAUCGGCCGUGCUCAUGUUCGGCUCGCUGAGUGUGUCGGACCCGGCCAAUGCCCAUCGCUUCCACUCGCCCCAGUUCUCCAUGUUUGUGCUUCUGCUCGCCAUUGGAGCAGCGCUGGGCUGGCAGACUGGCUACGCGAUCAAUCCCGCACGCGACUUCGGCCCGCGUCUUUUCUCGGCCAUCCUCUACGGUCGCGAGGUAUUUACCGCCGCCAACUACUACUUCGUCGUGCCCUUGUUUGCCCCCGUCGUCGGAUGCUUUGUGGGAGCCACGGUCUACGAUUCGCUGCUGUACGAGGGGGAUGGAUCGCGCAUUGCGGACGCGCUGGACAAGGCCGAGGACGUGGACGGGGAGCUGCGCCUGCAUUAGCGGACUGGAAUAUCGACGACUGCAUGUUUUGCCAUGAAUGACCACGACAAUGAACCCACGGAUCGUCUGGACGAUACCGCCUGGCACGAACACCACCUGGACAACGGAGAGCGCGAUAGACUGGAUCUGGAUACACGGUUGCUCAUAGAUGGUAGACGAAUAUCCUAGAAUACAUUUAUUUUAGAUGCAAAUGACACAAAUGAAUGAAAGGGGACCGCGUGAUGCGUUGCAUGAAGAC
Molecule: messenger RNA, 1171 nt
Organism: Aspergillus uvarum CBS 121591
Lineage: Eukaryota; Fungi; Ascomycota; Eurotiomycetes; Eurotiales; Aspergillaceae
Product: MIP aquaporin
Exons: 3
Coding region: 73-933 (286 amino acids)
Biological process (GO): water transport; glycerol transmembrane transport
Cellular component (GO): plasma membrane
Molecular function (GO): glycerol channel activity; water channel activity
Source: RefSeq, a predicted model, not a curated record